AACCGAAACCGAAACCGUCGCCGUUUGAAUCGACGCGCCCGCCACGCUCGUCCUAGGGCGUGUCGUCCCCUCCCCAUAAAGACGCGAUCCCGUCGGUCGUUUUCCAGAUAAUAUAACAUAACAAAACAACUGAAAACGCCAAAUUCCGAGGAGCCAACGUGCCGUCGUGUUGGUGUGCGACUGCCGUCUGUCCGUCUUGUUUUUGUUUUUCCGCUAAUUUUUUUGCAAAUUUUUCUCCUCAUAAUUCAGCUCGUGAUCUGUGUUAACUGCUUUUGUGUCAUUAAUAUUCACGUAGGUUGUCGUGAUCGUGUGCGGGUUCUCCUCGUUUGUCUGUCCGAGUGAUGUGAAAACGUAACUUCGCCUAUUUCUCAGCGACGAGAAAGAUUUUUAUUUUUCGUAUCAGUUAUCCGUUCGGAUUUUUCCAGUUUCCACCGCAAACGCCGUCUCCAUUACUCGAAUAGGUCUGUCUUGUGUUAUGAGUGUGGCAUGCCAUUAACAGUUUUCGAUUAACUAACAUCAUACGCCGCUUACCAGCACGAUGCCAGGGUCAACAGUUUCCAACAAUGACCUGAGAAUGAAAAAGCGUAGUUUGGCUGGUAACGUAGCCCUUGGCUUGUACGUUUUGGCUUUAGUGUUUGUGUUCAUUGCAUUUUUUUCGACCAGUUGGUUAGUCAGUGAUGGGAGAAUCACAGGUGCAAAAUUAGAAAGUUUUGGACUAUGGACUCAUUGUUUUCGCUCACUGCCUGACCCCAAUGACCCGGCAGAACGAAGGUUUUUUGUUGGAUGCCACUGGAUUUUUGACCCUUUUACCAAGGGAUAUGAUGAAAUCAAAGGAUUUUUGUUACCAUUUUACAUAGUGGCAACUCAGUUCUUUUACACGAUUACAUUCCUAGGAACAUUAGCAUCAGCUGUUGGUUCAUCGAUGUUUCUUCUAUGUUGUACACCUGAUGAAAAACGUUUUAUACAAAUAACUUUUGCGUUGGGAAUAACAUUGAUUGUAUCUGGCGUAUGUGCUGCAAUAUCAGUGUUAAUAUUCGCCUUGUUUGCCAACCGCCCAGGUUGGAUGCCUGGCCACGACAACAACUUCUUUGGUUGGGCAUUUGGUGUAGCUAUUGCAAGUUUCUUUGCUUUACUUGGAUCUGGAGCAUUUUAUUUGGUAGAAACAAAUAUACAAGUGAAAAAAAGAAAAUAUUUGAAAGAAUCACAAACUAAAUUUGACAUGGAGUCCAAAGGAUAAGAUAAAAUUAAUUUUUCAUUUUUAACCAAAAAUAUUUCUAAUCUAUACCAUUAGGAAAUGUUUUUGAUAGUAACCUUUAGCCCGAUCAGUAUUAAAUUAUACUAUUUCCAAAAUCUGAUAGCAGUUAUUUUUAUGAAACUAAUAAUCUCAUUUUUGUUUAAAUUUACACUAUUAUCUAUACUAUUUUAAAUUAUUUAAAUCUUAUUGUGAUAAAAUGUGAAUAAAUAAAAUUAUUUGACUGUUAUAUGAAACCGACUCCGUCCAUUUAAAACGAGUAUUAUUGCAAUAAUAUUAGUUAUAUAUCAUUAUUAUGUGUACACUUUAUUUAGUUUUAAUAUUUGAAUUUCUCACAUCUGUAUCAAAUAACUGUUAAAAAUAAAAUAAGUUUUGUAAUUUUAAGAUAUUAUAUUAUGCAUAUUUAUUUUUUUUUUUUUAUGCAAGCUUGUAUUUAAUGUAGCUAAAUACUUGCAUUAUUAAAAUAUUUAGUUUUAAGGACAUCCUGUGCUACAGUUACAGGAUUCAUCGCUGUAAGGGGUGAACACCAUUCAUUUUCAUUUUUCUUAUGCAAUCUAAUUUUUUAAGACUUGUAUUUGGUUGAUAUUUUUUUAGUUUAUUUUAUUUUAUCUUAGAAACUAGAUGCAUUGAUAUUUUAUGAAACCAUUAUUAUAUUAUUUAAUACCAAACCACUGCACAUUGAUUCUAAAUUAAGUAUUCUUUUACCAUUAUUGCUUAUCAAAAGUAAUGUAAUACACUUUCUUUUCUAUAAUGCCAAAUAUGUAUAUUAAUUUUUUUAUGAGUACCUAUUAUGAAUAAUACAGUUAUUUCCAAGUAAUAUAACAUAGCUAAUAAUUUAGAAAAUCCUAAUAAGUAAUAAAUACAACUUUGACAAAAAAUAAAUGAGAAAUUUCUGUAAACUAUUUAAACUUUAAUUUUUUGUGAUGGUUUUAUUGUUAAUACAAUAUUAAAGGUUGCUUUAUGAUAAUUUUUUAAAAACUAUACUUUUAGUGAUGUGUUUAUCAAAAACUUAAUUGGCUUUAUUAGUAUAAUAUUAUGUUGUAAUUUGUAUUCUCCACAAAUCAUUGAAUUUAUUUAUCUUUGUAUCUUCAAAGUAAUUAGAAUAAGUUAUAUCAUAAUAUACAAUAUCAUUCUAA
Molecule: messenger RNA, 2388 nt
Organism: Myzus persicae (green peach aphid)
Lineage: Eukaryota; Metazoa; Arthropoda; Insecta; Hemiptera; Aphididae
Exons: 6
Coding region: 539-1237 (232 amino acids)
Biological process (GO): regulation of tube size, open tracheal system; septate junction assembly
Cellular component (GO): membrane; septate junction
Source: RefSeq, a predicted model, not a curated record